Paramuricea clavata is the source of this 9732-nucleotide messenger RNA. Lineage: Eukaryota; Metazoa; Cnidaria; Anthozoa; Malacalcyonacea; Plexauridae. The record is from the annotation of a GenBank genome assembly.
ACGAGUAAUAUAUAACUGUGUCGUCUGCGUAAAAGACAAUCUUGCAUGAUGUAAGAUCAUUCACGUAUAUGAGAAAAAGCAGGGGCCCCAAGAUGCUUCCUUGAGGCACACCAACUCCAAUAGGUCCAACUUCAGACAUUUCCGAAUUAAUAUUUGUAACUUGUGUUCUACAUUCCAAGUACGAUCGGAACCAAUCAGUAGUAUUCCUCUUCAAGCUAAUAGCGUUCAAUUUGUUUAACAAGACUGUGUGGUUGAUGGUGUCAAAGGCCUUUGAUAGGUCUAAAAACAGAGCACCAGUGAGAUAGCCAUUGUCCAUUUUCUCAAGAAUGUUAUCAGUAAAGUGGGCCAAUGCUAUAGAUGUUGACAGCUUUGGUCUAAAACCGAACUGCUUCGAUGUCAAGAUCUUGUUAACAGUUAAGUAAUUAUAUAGUUGACAAUGAACUGCCCUUUCAAGGAUCUUGGAUACAGUAGGUAAAACAGUUAUCAGUCUAUAGUUGUUAGGAUCAGAACGGUUCCCUGAUUUAAAUAGUGCCGUUAUUUUACCGAAUUUCCCAAUACUCAAUAGACCGAUUAAACAAGUUCGUCAAGCCUUUGGCAAUAACAUAAGCACCGUCCUUCAGAAAUCGGGCAUUGAUCUUAUCCAUACCCACUGCCUUAUUAGGCUUCAGUUUUAAUAAUUCAUUCAAGACGAACUGUUUAGUAAUCGGCUGAAUUUCAAAUGCGCAGGGUAAACUUGGUAUAUUAUUGUGAGAUAUAAUAGAUGCAAAAGACUUCAAACUAUUAGCAAUUUUAGAUCCAAUAGUUGAAAAAUGCUGAUUUAAAAUGUCAGCAAUGGUUGUAGAUUCACUAUAUAUAACACCAUCAGCUUCAAUGCAAGAGACUGGAUUUGUUUCUUUAUGCGAAAGAAUUUUGUUCAGAGUGUUCCAAAGUGUACUUGAAUUGUUUUUAUUAUCCUCAAUUAACCUUGAAUAAUAUUCGGCUUUACAUUUUCUUACUUCCUUAUUAACUUUAUUCCGGAGAUCUUUGUACUGGGACCACUGAUUUGGUAAUUUAGAUUUAAUAGCUUUCCUAUGAAGAAAGUCACGUUUUUGCAUUAAUGACGAUAGUUCAGCCGUCAUCCAUGGUGUAUGUUGGAAACCGACUAUAAAUAGGUUAUGAACAAACACUAGAUAUGAACACCAUAUAAGGACAUAAUUAGUGUAUGAUUGACAUUUAGUAAAAACAACAUAGUGAUACAUUGCGAGAGAGAGAAAUAGGCGUGUAAACAUAGUACAACAUACGAAAUAAAAUCGAAUAAUUUGGCGAUUAAAAACACAGUGAAUUGUCGUGAAGGACGGCCCUUUUAGUAGAGCAUUCCGACACUACCUUUCCAAUACUAGCCUCUUCACACAAAAAAAAAAAAAAGAAAAAGUGGCACCUGCGACGAGAUCGAAAUAUGGAUAAACUAGAGAAAGAUUUAACCGGGAAAUUAAAGCUAUUAAAAUUUACGCUCGAGAAAACAUCAGAAAUUGUGAGUAAAGCAAAUAUUGUCGCCAUCAAAAGACAACGCUAAGCAUUGAUAAAGAUUACUGCGAAUAUCGAGGAAUUAAAAUUACAUAUUUUGGAAGGAAAGUUUGAACGGGGAGACAACGAUGAAACAAUUACAAAUUGGAGCAAAAAUGUCGAAGAACAAGUCGAAAACGUCGAUGCGGAAGUAAAAAAGCUACAAAAAUAUUUGGAUGAAAUGAAAGCCAACGAAGCGAGCAAAGCGAAGGAAGCUGAAUGGGCACAACAACUACAGUUUGAGAAAGAACAAUACGAACAAAAACUGCAUUUUGAGCACAAAGUUGAUGAAAUCAAGAAAGAUAAAACUACAAAAAAGCCGGAUCAAAUUCAAACGAAGCUUCCCAAGUUAAUUAUUACCCCAUUUAAUGGCGCACCAACCGAUUGGCUUCGUUUUUGGAACAUAUUUGAAACCGAAAUAGACAACAACAGUGAUGUAGCACCCGUAACCAAAUUCGCCUAUCUAAAAGAACUUUUGAAACCAAAUGUUAGAUCAACUAUAGAUGGACUACCAUUUUCAACUGAAGGAUAUACCAGAGCGAAAAAUAUUUAAAAAACAAGUAUGGCAACACCACAGAGAUUGUCAACGCCUAUGUGCAAAACAUUAUGGCUUUACCAGUUAUCAAUGGUACACAACCCUGGAAAAUACACGAUUUUUAUGAGAAAUUAUUAUUCAACGUUCAAGCACUCGAAACUUUAGGGAAAUUAACUGAGAUAAAUGGUUAUGUGCGAAUGUCGAUAGACAAACUCGAAGGGAGACGGGGAGAUUUACUUCGAACGGAUGACAAAUGGCGCGAAUGGGACUUUCCGAAAUUUGUCGAGGCACUGCGAAUGUGGACCGAAAGAAACCCCUGCCUACCACGAAAGAAGCGGAGCGAGUUCCCAAGUGGGUCUUCCUAUAAUACCCAACAACGUACCUGUGUUUAUUGCGAUAAGCCAGACCACAAGUCAAUCGAUUGUGGCAGUGUGACUAAACCCGGUGAGCGAAGGCAGAUUUUACAGCGCAAACGACUCUGUUUUAACUGUACCGGUUCAGGGCACAGAGCUUCGGAGUGUAAAAGUCGAUCGAAAUGUCGAAUCUGCGAUGGGAAGCACCAUUCCUCAAUUUGUGAAAAACCGCUGAAAGAGAACCUGAUGACAACCAAUCAAGGAAACGAACAGCAUGUUGUAUAUCCAGUUGUGGUUGUAGAUGUGCAUGGAGUCAAAUGUCGUGCGUUGCUGGAUUCGGGAUCAGGUAGCUCCUACGCAUCAGCCGUCUUGCUCAAAACGAUUGGAGUCAAACCCAUCAGCUCGGAAAUGCGACAAAUCGAAAUGAUGUUGAGCACCACAACACGAAGGAUGGACGUUUACACUGUCAAUGUAAGCUCGUUGAAUAAGUCUUUUGAAAUGGACAUCAAUGUCAGCAAAGUGGAGAAGCCUCAACUCAUGACUUUAAAGAAUCCUGGUUAUAAGAGCCUCCUGGGAAGACACCCACAUCUCGAAGGCGUAGUCAUGGAUGACAACGACACCAAGACCAACUUACCUGUUCACUUAAUCCUGGGAAUCAGUGAAUGCACCAGAAUAAGUACAGCAGAACCGCAGCGCAUCGGUGGAGAAUGGGAUCCAGUGGCUACAUUCACCAAGCUGGGAUGGACUAUUACUUCACCUGGGCAGGAGUUUGACGUCUCAGCAAUGUUACUUACCCAAACAGCGCAAGUUGACUACGACGAACUGUGCAAACUCGAUGUUCUUGGUCUCGCAGACCACCCUGGUGGUGAUCAAAAUGAAGUGUUCGAAGGAGGGAGGGAGAUCACCCGGCGCUGCCAACUGGGAAAGAUGUCAGUUUACAUAGAUUAAACACUCUAGUUUGCAAGCUAGAGAAAUCAGGAACGAUCAAUGAUUAUGAUGCAAUCAUCAGAGAGCAGCUGGACCAAGGCGUAAUAGAGCGUGCCCCAGACACAGUGGUCGGCGAAGAAUGCUACAUUCCACACAAGCCAGUGAUACGAGAGAAAGCAGAGAGUGCAAAACUUCGAAUUGUGUACGAUGCUUCGGCGCGGGUAGAAUAUAAUGCCCCAUCUCUCAAUCCUGGUCCGCCACUCCAAAACCAACUCUGGAGUGUGCUCGUAAGAGGACGAUUUAAUCCUGUAGCCCUCACGGCAGAUAUCAAGCAAGCUUUCUUACAAGUCCGAAUUUGUGAAGAGGACAGAGAUGCUUUAAGAUUCCACUGGUUAAAAGAUGUGAAUUCAAAGGAAGUGGAGACUUACAGGUUUACUAGGGCAUUAUUCGGACUCGCCCCAUCUCCAUUUCUUUUGGGCGGAGUGAUCAAACAACAUCUUGAAGUGUGGCGCAGUAAAAGUCCAGAAACUGUACGUGAAAUCGAAAAGAGCCUCUACGUGGAUGAUUUGAUAUGAGGUGCGACAACCACCAAUGACGCCAAGCUACUCAAAGUUGAAGCUACAGAAAUAUUCGAGGACGCUGCCUUCCAACUACACAAGUGGCAUUCGAACGAAGCUACACUGGAAUCCAACCAACAUGAAGGAGAACUCACAGAUCAGACCUUUGCUAAACAGCAACUGAGACAGCCAGAUAACAGGAACUGCAGCCUCCUUGGGCUUGCAUGGAAUAAGAACAAAGACACAAUUAGCAUUCCUAUUUCGAAUGAGGAAGUACCAACAACCAAACGAGGAGUUCUAACGAAAGUAGCAAAGAUCUAUGACCCACUGGGGUUGGCGUCACCAUUGUCACUAACUGGGAAAAUGCUGUAUCGAGAAACGUGCAACCUUAAAUGUACAUGGGAUCAAGCACUACCAAUUGACCUCGGUAAGAGAUGGAAACGAUGGGAAAGAGAGUUACCAGAACGUAUAACAACAGUGAGGUCUUUGGCAAAGUACCAAGAACCAGUCACCAGCAUCACUCUUCAUGCGUUCGGCGAUGCGAGUGGAAACGGGGUAGCUGCAGCCACCUAUGCUGUAGUGUCUCAACCAUCAGGGCAAACACAAGGGCUCGUGACAGCCAAGGCACGACUCGCCAAACAAGGACUAACUAUACCUCGACAAGAAUUAGUUGCUGGCCACAUGGCUGCUAAUCUUGUCACUAAUGUCAAGGAAGCACUCGAAGGAUUCCCUGUAGCAAACUCAUACUGUUGGUUAGAUAGUACGGUGGCCCUUCAUUGGAUUCGAGGCGAAGGAAACUACAAGCAAUUCGUGCAAAACCGAGUCAACAAAAUUCAGCAGAAAAACCUCGAGUGGAGAUACGUCCCAACGCACGAAAAUCCAGCGGAUUUGGGCAGCCGUGGCGAUGCUGUAACGCAGACCAACGAGCUAUGGUGGAAUGGACCAAAGUGGCUUUCCAAACCCGAGGAAUGCCCUGAAAACGUCAGUACGAAAGCUACCAAAGAAUCACUUGGAGAGGCUAAGAAAGUUCGUGAAUUGUUCAAAUUGGCGACCGAUCAUGAACCAGAUGAGUUCAGUCAACUUAUUGUGAUUAGAACGUGUGCAUGGAUCGCGAGGUUUGUGCACAACGCGAGAAACAAAAUUAAAAAGGUCGGUCCACUAACUACAGAAGAGAUUGAAGCACAAAAGAAAUUUUGGGAAGAAAGGGCUCAACGACAAGGCAAAGUGAGUGAGAAGUACGAUGCUGACCGAAUGCAACCCAACCUACAGCGUAACCAAUCGGGAUUGUUAGAAUGUCAAGGUAGAGUUCAAGGACUUUAUCCCAUUUACCUUCCAGAUACUGAGAUCUACACAGAGAAAUUCGUACAGCAAGCUCAUGAAGAUACACUCCACGGUGGAGUGGGAUGCACGAUGGCAAAAGUUCGCGAAAACCAUUGGGUACCUCGCCUGCGACAGCUAGCGAAACGGCUUAUCAAGAAAUGCCCCAGUUGCAAGAGGUUCCAGAUCACAGCUCUGGCCAGUCCACCACCUGGUUUUCUCCCAAAGGAUCGAACAGAAGGAAACACUGCUUUUCAAGUAGUUGGAGUCGAUUACGCAGGGCCCCUUAAGAGGCUGUCUCCGUAAAAACCUCCAGGUCAGUAUGGGGCUCAAAAAUAGAUUUCUCUCAUACUCUAGUAUUUUGAAGAUCUAUCCUUGGGAACAACUAAAAUCGAUGUCAUUUUACUCAAAUUUCCUUUAAAUUAUUUUUGGGGGCGAUUGAUGUUCGAUCGACUGGUAACCAACUUGAUACUCCGAAUGAAGGCCAAAUAUCGACAUAUUUUCAGCGCUAUUUUUUAAAUCAAAUUCAUACCUAAAUUUCAAAAUUUUUGCUCAGAAAUAUAGACUUAUCCUUCUAUUUUCGCGGGUGAUAUGACUUAGAUCAUUAUUCUUUGGUAUAAAAUAGAAAACAGCGCAGUUAUUGACCCUCCUGAACGGAUAAAGGAUAUCGUCUCAAAAUAUGUCAACUUCGAAAGCUUAUUUCAAAAUCGUGGCACUUGAUUGGCACAUGACUUUAACUUUUCUAUAAACUACUAACAUUAGUCAACACAAAUCGCCAAUAAUAUCUUUCUGUUCUACCAUUUGACAAAAAUGACAAGCGCGCAAACUUUGUAAAAUUUGAAAAUGUGUCGAAAUCGAGCAUACUUUAUCGGUAAACAUAAUUCUUGAUAUUAACAAAUAAAACCACCUUACACUACACUGAAUGAAGCUUGAUUAUGUAAAUAUAUGUCUUUCAUCAUUAUUCUUUGGUUUUGCACUCGAAUGAGAUUGUUUGACUGUACAGUUUGGCUUCAAGGAUAGUCAUUCAAUGCCAGUGUGUCCUGUGUGUUCGAAUUCUGCGCGCCUCAAUGCCAUGACGGCAUCAGUCCUGAUUGUGACAUACGAACUUCGCUCUGUUCGCUUUGUUUACCUCCUGUAAAUAAAAUGUCUCAAAGAAAUUAGAAAAUUCAGAAUUAGUCAUACUACAGACAUAACUUUCAUUGGUUUGUUUACCUUAAACUGUUAUAUAAAGUUUCGUUUUAUAGAAUGUACGAAUUAAUCUCGGGGAAAACUCCUAACCGAAAGAAAUGUACUCGCUGAGCGUAAACAUGUCAAUCAAAUGACGAUGAAAUGUUUCGUUGCUCUCUGAUUUCCCUUUCUUUGUAUUGAAUUAAAUAGUAGUCUUAGACAGUAUUGCACGAGGUUUUUGUGUUUACAAUAAUGGUGUUCUACUUCUACUACAGCCGCAAUUUGUGAUCAUGCAACGUUAAGGCCCUGUCACACUAUUGCGUAUGAGAGAACGUAUGAGAACCGUAUGAAAAUUAAUGAAAUCAUUUUCAUACGCACAAAAAUCCUUUGAAAUGCCAGCGUAUGAGUACCGUACAUCUGGCGUACCUCUAGCGUAUUCAGCGUGUGCCUAAAGUAUGCUUAUCUUAUAAAGCAUACGUCCCGAAUACGCACAAAAUUUUUGAACAUGCUGAAAAAAAAAUUUCUGCCUCGGCGUAUGCCAGCGUAUGCAACCGUAUGCGACCGUGCUUGAAACGUAUAUAACCUAUGCCUAGCGUACCCCUAGCGUAUGUCAGCGUAUACGGCGAAUGAGUGAUAUUUUUCAUACGCUGGCAUACGCUAGUACGAUACGCAAUAGUGUGACAGGGCCUUCAGGUAAGCCUAAAGGCUCUGUCACACUAAUGCGUAUGAGAGAAACGUAUGAGAAGCGUAUGAAAAUCAAUGAAAUAAUUUUCAUACGCAGAAAAAUCCUUUGCAAUGCCAGCGUAUGAGUACCGUACAUCUGGCGUACCUAUAGCGUAUUGAGCGUGUGCCUAGAGCAUGCUUAUCGUAUAAAGCAUACGUCCGAUACGCACAAAAUUUUUGAACAUGCUUAAAAAAAUUUUCUGCCUCGCCGUAUGCCACCGUAUGCGACCGUGCUUGAAACGCAUACAACCUAUGCCUAGCGUACCCCUAGCGUAUGUCAGCGUAUACCGGCGUAUGAGUGAUAUUUUUCAUACGCUGGCAUACGCUAGUACGAUACGCAAUAGUGUGACAGGACCUUAAACGAUUUCGACAGACAGUAGAUUUUAUGUUGACAGAUGAGAAUGGCGGUAAACAAUAAUGUAGAUAUGUUCCUUUUCUACUUCUGAGUGUGGAAAAUUCCGAGACACAGUAGACUGUUCUUCGAAGUUGCUGGCGUGUAAGAAUGACAUUAGUUAUCACUUGCAAAUUUGUCACCCUUUAAAGCUUGUCGGAAAGAAGAAUAUAAAUUAAUUCUAAUUUUCAGAACCUUUCUAAUUGUUACUGAAAAAAGUAAUAACAUUGAUUAAAUAACUGAGACGUUCAAAUGGGUUACAGCUGUUUGCGCUGAAUUGUUUUGUAUUAUAUCAAAAUAUUCGCAUAUUUUUAUACAAUAAGAAAUAAUGUAAAUUCUUGAAGCAUAGCCUUGAGCAAAGUCACCCAGGGUCGGCCUGAAAAAGUUGAUUUUUUUAUACAGAACCGUGACUUACUUGAAUUCUAGUUUCAUUGAUAAUUGUUUCUAAACCUAGAGACAAUUCAGUUGCUAGAAAAUCUAAUGAAACUUUUAUAAAACAGUUUAAAAACGAUGAAAAUUCUGUCUGUAGUAUGACUAAUUCUGAGUUUUCCAAUUUCAUUGAAUAUUGUUAUUUGUUAAACAUGUAUUUGUUAAAGAGGUAAACAAAGCGAACAGGGCGAAGAUUGUAUAGUAUGUCUGUAUGUCACAAUCAGGACUCGUGGCAUUGAGGCGCGCAGAAGACACUGGACACACUGGCAUAUUGAAUCACUCUAUCCGUGAAGCCAAACUGUACUCAAACAAUUUGAUUCAAGCGCCAUACCAAAGAAUAAUGAUGAAGGACAUGUAUUUACAUAAUGAAGCUUCAUUCAGUGUAGUGUAAGGUGAUUUUAUCUGUUAAUAUCAAUAAUUAUGUUUACCAAUAAAGUAUGCUCGAUUUCGACACAUUUUCAAAUUUUACAAAGUUUGCGCGCUUGUCAUUUUUGUCAAAUGGUAGAGCAGAAAGAUAUUAUCGGCGAUUUGUGUUGACUAAUGUUAGUAGUUUAUAGAAAAGUUAAAGUCAUGUGCCAAUCAAGUGCCACGAUUUUGAAAUAAGCUUUCGAAGUUGACAUAUUUUGAGACGAUAUCCUUUAUCUGUUCGGGAGGGUCAAUAACUGCGCUGUUUUCUAUUUUAUACCAAAGAAUAAUGAUCUAAGUUGUAUCACCGACGAAAAUAGAAGGAUAAGUCUAUAUUUCUGAGCAAAAAUUUUGAAAUUUAGGUAUGAAUUUGAUUUGAAAAAUAGCGCUGAAAAUAUGUCGAUAUUUGGCCUUCAUUAGGAGUAUCAAGUUGGUUACCAGUCGAUCGAACAUCAAUCGCCUCCAAAAAUAAUUUAAAGGAAAUUUGAGUAAAAUGACAUCGAUUUUAGUUGUUCCCAAGGAUAGAUCUUCAAAAUACUAGAGUAUGAGAGAAAUCUAUUUUUGAGCCCCAUAUUGACCUGGAGGUUUUUACGGAGACAGCCUCUUAAGAUCUGCGUUAAGCAGACGCGAGAAGGAAAAGCAUAUAUCAUCUUAUUCGCCUGUAGUCUGACGAGAGCUUUACACCUAGAUUUGGCUAAAUCUAUGGAAAUGGAAGAGUUUCUGUUGAGUUUUAAGAGUUUCGUAGCCAGACGUGGAAGACCUGAAAAGGUGUACUCGGACAAUGGUCGAACUUUUGUCGGAGCUGCAUCGUGGAUAAAGAAAGUAAGAUCAAGUGAAAAGUUCAACGACUUCCUCGCUCACCAGGGAAUAACUUGGCAAUUCAAUCUCAGCAAAGCGCCCUGGUGGGGAGGGCAAUUUGAGCGUAUGGUUGGGCUAGUAAAGGGAGCUCUAAGAAAGUCCAUCGGGAAAAGUCUUCUGACGUUCACCGAACUUAAAGAAGUCCUGUUAGAUGUUGAGGUCGCUUUAAAUAACCGCCCCUUGUCGUAUGUAGAAGAUGAUAUCCAAAUGCCGUUGAUAACACCCGAAAGUAUGAUGCGUCCUCAGUCUAACUUGCUGCCAGAAUUGGAACCACACCUCGAAGAAACCGUACCAUUAAGGAAAAGAGCGAAGUACAUUAAAAAAUGUAAAGAUACAAUGUGGAAACGCUGGACGAAUGAGUAUUUAUGGGGUCUUCGCGAACGGUACAAUCUCAAACACAGCAGAUCAUCCGGAACAGUGGAAAAAGGUGAAGUUGUGAUCAUAAAGGGUGACGAGAAAGACAGAAAUCAAUGGAAAUUAGGGAUUGUGGAGAAAGUGUUGCCUGGUAAAGAUGGUAUUGUACGAGCG